ACUGUAUUCUUUGAUAGUAUAUGUGAUAGUAUAAUAUAUAUUCUUUGACAGUAUAUAUAGUAUAGUUAUAUUUUAAUAAAAUUUUAAAAUGAGUUAGGUUAAUUCUAUACGAAUAUUGUCAAAGAUAUGAAAAAGCUGUAUAAUAAUUGAAAAAGAAAAGAAAUUAGAUAGAAAGUAAAAAAUGGAGUAGUUACGAUUAUAGAAUAAAUGCAAUUUCACUUUGAUUGGUUGACAUAAAAGAAGAUACUCUUUGGACCUAUCAACGUGGUAUUUAAAUAUGACAUGAGUUAUCGUUUUGUAAACAUUUGACAAUACUGUUAUGUAAAGUAUAUGUAUAUACUAAUAAUAAAUGAGUAUUCAAAUUUGAAAAAGUCAUUGAGUGAAAAUCUAUGAAAUUUAAUAGUCAUAAAAAUGCGUGAAAAUCAAACAAGUAUAAAUGGAAAAACGAUAUUGAUAACUGGAUUUGGGCCAUUUGGUAAACAUAUUGUUAACGCAAGUUGGGAAGCUGUGAAAGAAUUGUCUAAAUUGUGGCCGCAAUCAAAAUUAUGUAACAUUCAACUAAUAACAAAACAGAUACCUGUAUCUUACCAAUACGUGUCUACAGAAAUAUCCAAAUUAUGGGAAGAGUAUGAUCCUAUAAUUGUUAUACACGUUGGUGUUUCUUACAAAGCAUGUUGCUUAACUAUAGAACAUAUUGCUCACAAUGCAGGCUACGUAAAACCGGACAUAGAUGGUAAAUGGCCCCAUGAACUACAGGUCGUUUGUCGUGUUUUAGAAACUAACAUAAAUGUUAACAAACUUUGUGACAGUAUUAAUGAGAAUUCAAAGGAAAGCGGAUGCACUGCUUGCGUUUCCCAUAAUGCUGGAAGAUAUUUGUGCGAAUACAUAUUUUAUCAAUCAUUGAAUAUUAAAACGCACAAAACGUUAUUCGUUCAUGUUCCUGAUCUUAAUGUAUAUUCUAGCCUGCAAACUGCCAAGGGUUUAUACGAUAUCAUAUAUUUUCUUAUUAAAACUUUAAACGAUGAUUAAAAAGAUAAUUAACGUUAUAGUAAAAAAUAUAAAAUUUUACUAUUAUCUUAUAAAAAAACCACAUUGAUACUUAAUAUCUGUCAUUUUUAACCUUAACAUUUAAUAUAAAUACAUAAAUUGCAAAU
Messenger RNA from Polistes canadensis, 1154 nucleotides. RefSeq names its product pyroglutamyl-peptidase 1. The transcript has 3 exons. Gene Ontology annotation, biological process: proteolysis. Gene Ontology annotation, cellular component: cytosol. Gene Ontology annotation, molecular function: pyroglutamyl-peptidase activity. The record is from RefSeq and is a predicted model, not a curated record. Lineage: Eukaryota; Metazoa; Arthropoda; Insecta; Hymenoptera; Vespidae. The coding region runs from base 412 to 1029 and encodes 205 amino acids.